Molecule: messenger RNA, 4774 nt
Organism: Trematomus bernacchii (emerald rockcod)
Lineage: Eukaryota; Metazoa; Chordata; Actinopteri; Perciformes; Nototheniidae
Product: alpha-2-macroglobulin-like
Exons: 36
Coding region: 13-4347 (1444 amino acids)
Cellular component (GO): extracellular region
Molecular function (GO): endopeptidase inhibitor activity
Source: RefSeq, a predicted model, not a curated record
UUGCAGUCAGUCAUGGGUCGUCCAGGGAUUCAGAUGUGGGGGCGGACACUGUGUGUCUUCUUGAGCUGGAUGUGUGUGGAUCCAGCAGUGGCAGGACCGCAGUACAUGGUAGCCAUUCCUGCAGUUCUUGAAGCUGGAGCUGAGACCAAAUUCUGUGCGAGUCUCCUGCAGCCCAACGAGACUCUGGUGAUGACCGUCACUCUGAUGUCGGCACAGACGAAUACAACCCUCAUCCAGCAGACGUCCAGUGAAGACUUUCAUAUCUGCACUCAGUUCAAGACUCCUUCAGUGGAGAAUGAAGUGGUGCAGAAGUUCCAGGUGGAAGUACGAGGUGACACAUUUUACUCAAAAGAAGUCAGGAAAGUCAUGAUCAGAAGCUAUCAACCAAUGACGUUUAUCCAAACAGAUAAACCAAUCUACCUCCCUGGACAAACAGUGAAAUUCAGAGUCAUCUCACUGGAUACCAAGAUGAGACCUGCCAAUCAGAUGUAUAAUAUCAUCGAAAUUGAGGAUGCUAACAGGAACAAGAUUGGACAGUGGCUGAAUGAAACAUCCGAUAGUAUAUUGCAGCUUUCUUAUGCCUUGAACUCCGAGGCUCGUGAAGGAUCCUACAAAGUUAGUGUGUCGACCGGGUCUAAUAAAGUAUAUCACAGCUUCAAAGUGGAGAAAUAUGUUUUGCCUAAAUUUGAUGUUAAAAUAACUGCAUCUGACGAAGUAAGUAUUGAUCAGGAAGAAAUCAAAGCUGAAGUUUGUGCAACGUAUACAUAUGGACAGCCGGUGCCAGGCAGUGUUAACGUAGAGAUGUGCAGACAUUUUAAACAAUUUUUUACAUUCACCCAUGACAAUACAGAGGGAAUAUCUGCUACAUGCUACAAGGAGACAAAGCAGACGGACAAGAAAGGCUGUGCCACUUUUAUCUUCCCAAUGUCAACCUUCACAAAAGUUGCCCAAAAGGUUCUGCUAGAUAAGUUGAAACUCACUGCUGAGAUGGAAGAGGAGGGCACGGGUAUUUCACACCAACGAGAGAAGCGUAUGGAUAUUUCAUAUGUUGUUGGAAAGCUGUCCUUCACUGACACACCCAAGAUUUAUGACCAAGGAUCAGUUGUGGAGGGAAAAGUAAAAGCAGUUUAUUACAACAAUACACCAAUUGCUGACAUGCCGGUGAACCUGUUUAUGGGUGAAAGGUGGUCAGCACGUUCGAUACAGAAUCUCACUACUGACAGCAAUGGUGUUGCCCCUUUCUCAUUCAGCACAGUUAACGUAAAUGGGAACAUCCAUUUCCACCUAAGCUUGACACCAACAUUGGUCCACCACCAUCAUAGAACACCAUACUAUGAGGCUGGACAUCACACAGUUUCGUUGGCCCAAGUCUCUUCUCCUGAUACUAAAACAGUCAGCUUCCUGGAGGUGAAGAAGAAGGAUAAACCACUUCCAUGUGACAAAGAAGAAGAAAUCUUUAUCCAAUACACAGUAGUUGGAGAGGCCCAGGGCUCAGUUGAUAUGAUGUAUCUCGUCCUAUCCAGAGGUGCCAUUGUCAUGCAAGGAGUUAAACGGGUUGAAGUGCAAGAUAAAUCAGUGAAUGAGGGCCAGCUGUCCUUUAAGCUCACACUGUCUCCAGACAUGGCUCCAGAAAUCCAGGUUAUAAUUUACGCCAUCCUCCCCAGUGAGACUGUGAUCGCCAAAAGCGCCGACUUCUCCAUUGAGAAAUGCUUCAGUCACAAGGUGUCGCUGGAGUUCUCUCCAUCCUCGGCCGUCCCCGGAGAGCAGACCACCCUGCAGGUGAAGGCCCUGCCAGACUCUCUGUGUGGUGUCAGCGCUAUCGACCAGAGCGUCCUCAUCAAGGAGCCAGGGAAAACUCUGGAAGCAGACAAGAUAUUCAACUUGUUGCCUGUCAAAAAAGCAUCCCAUGUUCCACAUAAUGUUGAAGAUCGUGUAGAAUGCUUGCUUGUAAGACCCAGAAGAUACGCUAUUCCAUAUCGUGAAAGAAACCAGAGAGAUGAUGCUCAUACAGUUUUCCAGAAUGUAGGUAUGAAGAUAGCAACAAACCUGGUUAUCAGAGUGCCGACAUGCCUCAAGUACAGAGGAAGAGAAUACCACCAGGGCCAUGGUAUGCAUGUAAGAUAUAAAUCUGCUCCAGAUCGAAUGCGCUCGCGACCGGGGAGCGCUUCCCCAAACCAACAUUCUUUUGAUUCACCGAUUGAGACUGUCCGCACUUUUUUCCCCGAGACCUGGAUAUGGGAGCUUAUAGAGGUUGGAAAGUCUGGAACGAAGGAUGUGUCCGUCACAGUCCCAGACACCAUCACCACCUGGGAGACGGAGGCGUUCUGUUUGUCCUCUCAAGGUUUUGGCUUGGCUCCUCGUAAAGAGAUCACGGUCUUCCAGCCCUUCUUCCUCGAGCUCAGCCUGCCCUACUCCAUCAUCCGAGGGGAGCACUUUGAACUGAAGGCAACCGUCUUCAACUACCUGACCAGCUGCAUCAUGGUUACUGUGGCUCCAGACCCCUCCUUAGAUUACACCCUUACCCCCCUCUCUGGUGACCAGUACACAUCCUGUUUGUGCGGUGGUGAGCGCAAGACCCUCAGCUGGACCAUGGCCCCCUCAGCUUUAGGGGUUGUGAAUGUGUCAGUGACUGCUGAGGCUGUGGCAUCCCAAGCUUCGUGUGACAAUGAGAUUGUGAGCGUGCCAGAAAGGGGUCGUAUCGACGUGGUCAAACGUUCUCUCAUAGUCAAGGCGGAAGGAACUGAGAUGUCCAAGACCUACAACUGGCUGCUCUGCCCAGAAGGAGAGGCUUUGAAAGAGGAAAUAGAAAUACAACUGCCUGAGAACGUCAUUGUUGGAUCAGCCCGAGCUUCGCUAUCAGUUCUGGGUGACAUUCUGGGCAGAGCUCUAAACAACCUGGAUGGGCUGCUGCGGAUGCCGUAUGGAUGUGGUGAGCAGAACAUGGCUCUCCUGGCCCCCAACAUCUACAUCCUCCAGUACCUGAAAAACACUCAGCAGCUGACCCAAGCCAUCAAGGACAAGGCUACCAACUUCCUGACCAGUGGCUACCAGAGGCAGCUGAACUACAAGCAUAUUGAUGGUGCCUAUAGUACAUUUGGAAAAGGAACUGGGAACACUUGGCUGACUGCUUUUGUGGUGAGAUCAUUUGCCAAAGCACAGUCUUUUGUCUACAUUGACCCAGCAAAGAUGGAAGAGUCUAAGAUUUGGCUCCAAAGGAAACAACGAGGAAAUGGCUGUUUUGAACAGUCAGGAAAGCUGUUUAACAACAGAAUGAAGGGAGGUGUGUCUGAUGAAGUGACUCUCAGUGCCUACAUCACUGCUGCUUUCUUAGAGAUUAAUGUAUCUGUGGAUGAUCCUGUGGUGAACAAGAGCCUGUCUUGCCUCAAAGAGUCCAUCAGUGACCUCAGUAACACCUACACCACAGCUUUGCUGGCGUACGUCUUCACCCUGGCAGGCGACAUGGAGACCCGUGCUCACCUUCUCAAUCACCUAGACACUGUUGCAAUACAACAAGGAGGUUUCCUUCACUGGUGUCAGACAGCAUCAGAAAAAUCUGCCUCUCUGUCUGUGGAGAUCAGCUCCUACGUGCUGCUGGCCAAACUCAGUGCCUCUCCCACUACUGAAGACUUGGGCUAUGCUGCUGGCAUCGUUAGAUGGCUGGCGGGCCAGCAGAACUAUUACGGAGGUUUCUCCUCCACACAGGACACAGUGGUGGCUCUUCAGGCUCUGGCUCUCUACUCCGCUCUGGUGUUCAGUCCAGGAGGUUCAAGCUCGGUGACAGUACAGUCUUCCAGUGACACUCUGACAUUUGAUGUGAACCAGAACAACAAACUGCUCUACCAGGAGAAGCUUCUGCAGGACGUGACAGGAAAGUUCAGCCUGGAGGUGAAGGGCACUGCAUGUGCUGCAAUGCAGAUUUCUCAACACUAUAACAUCCCAACUCCUACUGACGCAACAACCCUCAGUGUCAAUGUAAGACCAGAGUUUGACUGCACCAGCAAAAACACCAAACUCACUCUGAAUCUUCAGUCCCGAUUUAGUGGAAAGGAGAACAGCACAAACAUGGUGAUACUGGAUAUCAAAGCACUCUCUGGAUUUGUCCCAGACCAAGAAUCUUUGAAGAGGCUCAGAGGAGCCCUGCUGGUGGAUCGCGUUGAACAAAAGGAGGAUCAUGUUCUGGUGUACAUACGGGAGUUACCAAAAGACAUACCUAUCAACCACAGCUUGGAUCUCAGACAGGAGAUCCCAGUGCAGAACAUGAAGCCAGCCGUGGUCAAGAUCUAUGACUACUAUCAGCCAAGUGACCAGGCUGAGACAGAAUACACACACCCUUGUGUUUCAGCUUGAAGAGUGAAGUCUGAUCCUCGGGCCUUCAAGGAUUCCAGUACGAUAAACAAAUAUUUGUUUUUAUCAAAGAUACAGUUUAUGUACCUUCACACCAGUUUACUUUGUUAAUUAGCUUAGUUUUCUGCAGCAAUGUCUAACAGCUGUUAAACUACAGCACAUAUCUGAAAAACAACAAUGUAAUAUGCUUGUCUUAACCUGAAACUGGUCUUCCACUGUUUUCUCCUUCUGCUUUACAUGUAUCGUAUCACAGUGUACAAUUUGUGCAGGUCAGCUUGGUGUGGAAAUUUCAAAUAUGUAAAAAAAUAUAUUUUAUGGUCUUUUGUAUGCAAUCCCUGGAGGAAGUUUUGGAUAACAUAACUAUGCCGAUGAAAGGGUGACUAAUGAGCAUGACUGUUUAAUACAAAUAAAAACAAACUGAAUGCUAAAA